AUGAACCCCGUCGAAUUGGCCGAGUUCCGCCAGGUCCAACAGGAAAGAGCCCAAGAAGACAUGAUCAUUGCAGUCAUGGGUAGAACUGGAUGUGGCAAAUCCAAAUUUAUCUCAAGGCUAAACCCGAAGGAUUGCGGGAGCGAGUUUGAGUACAUUCUUGAUAUUAAGCCUUCAUUCAUCUGGGACGUGGAACACGGGAUCAAAGGAUAUAGAAUACUGAUGCUUGACACGCCGGGCUUCGAUGAUACAGUCGGUGAAGAUGUAUCAGCUCUCAAGCGCGUCGAAGAAUGGCUACGGUGUUCGUGUCCAAACAAAUCAUUAUUCGGACUCAUCUACAUGCACGACAUUAAUGAGGCGCCGAUAGGACGAUCCUCGGUAGAAUUCUUUAAGCGUCUUAGGAAUAUUACGGGAGAAGAAAACAUGAGCAAGGUUACAUUGCUGACGACCAAAUGGGAUAGCCUCCAUGAUGAUCAGCCUAGAUGUGAUGCUCGAGAACCCCAUCUCCAUGAGACAUCUGACUUCUGGAAAGGUAUGAUAGCAGACGGCGCAACGGUUAUGAGACACGACGACACGGUCGAAUCAGCCAAGAGAGUCGUCCAAAAAAUCUUCAACAAACAAAUUGCUGGUGCUCCUUUUGGCAGAGAAAUAAUCAGAUUGCGACAAGAGCUGAACGAGCUGGUUGAAGCCAAGCGAGAAAGCGACGCGGCAUUUGAGGGCAGACUUUCUGGCUUAGCCGAGAGGAUGAAAGAAAGCCAGGAACGAGUGACACGUUUGGAAGGUCAGUUCGAAGAAUAUCGAGCUGCAAAAGGACGGGUAGCAACUGUAGUUAUUACUAUUAGAAAGGUUCUUCUAUGGGCGUCGAGGUUGUGGAAAAGGUCAGUAUAA
This is a messenger RNA of Daldinia loculata, 885 nucleotides long. RefSeq lists its product as uncharacterized. The transcript has 3 exons. NCBI's taxonomy places the organism in Eukaryota, Fungi, Ascomycota, Sordariomycetes, Xylariales, Hypoxylaceae. The coding region runs from base 1 to 885 and encodes 294 amino acids. The record is from RefSeq and is a predicted model, not a curated record.